Heterostelium album PN500 is the source of this 10059-nucleotide messenger RNA. RefSeq lists its product as uncharacterized. NCBI's taxonomy places the organism in Eukaryota, Evosea, Eumycetozoa, Acytosteliales, Acytosteliaceae. Gene Ontology annotation, cellular component: peroxisome. Bases 1 to 10059 code for a protein of 3352 amino acids. The transcript is spliced from 16 exons. Gene Ontology annotation, molecular function: FAD binding; acyl-CoA oxidase activity; fatty acid binding. The record is from RefSeq and is a predicted model, not a curated record. Gene Ontology annotation, biological process: fatty acid beta-oxidation using acyl-CoA oxidase; lipid homeostasis.
AUGCAUUUAAAUGAGAGAGAGAAGAUGAAUGAAAGUAUUAAAAAGAUAUUUAAAGAAUCAAUUAUUGGAAAUGGAGAGAAUAAUAUAAAGACAACUAUAAUACAAUUGGAAAAGGCUGUAGAUCGUGUCGAUCGGAAGAGUGGUGUUACCGUCUCGAAUAUUGAGAUCAACGAUAUGGUUGAAUCGAUAUUACAUCCACUCAAACUAUACCUUUGUUCUAAAUCGAGAUUCGAACAAUUAGAUUUAACUUGUAAAUUCUAUUCAAAAUAUAUCAUACAUCUUUCAACUUUAUUGAAAUCAUCAUCAUCAUCAACAUCAACAACAUCAUCAAAAUCAUUAAAGAUUAAAAAUCAAAUUAGAAAUGAUUUAGUAUCAUUCUUAAUUAGAGUUAUUGAAUCAAAAGAGAAUAUUGUUAGAUUAAGAUCUUUACAACUUAUCAACCAAUUGUUUAUAGAUACAAAUAAUAUUGAAGAAAUAUUUAUAAAUGGAUAUAAUAACUUGACUAAAUCAUUGACACAAAGAUUCAGAGAUAAAACACCUACUAUUAGAUUGUUGGCGGUGAACGUUAUGAUUAGAUAUUGUCUGUUGACAAAGGAUGUUGAUAUCUUCGAGGAGUUGCUGUUUCUUAUGAAUGAAGAUGCUUAUGCUGAUAUCAGAUUGACUAUACUCUCAAAGAUACUGCUAUUGGAAGCAGCGCUAAAGUAUAAUAAUAGCAGUGGUGGUGGUGGUGGCGGUGUACUAUUGGAUUCUAUCAUUACGAGGACGAACGAUGUUAAAGAUAGUAUCAGAGUGAAAGCACUGCAGAUGUUGAAAGAGUACGACGUCACCAGCACAACCAACGUUGUCCUGCCAACCGAUAAGAUCAUCAACAUUCUCAAGACUGGUUUCAACGACACCAAAGAAUCCGUACAAAAAGAGACAUCCAAUCUUCUGCUGAAGUGGUACAACAACUUUUCUGAUAAUCAGCACUUCUACAUUCUACUGGAGACAAUCGAUGUCGAGCGAAAUGAAACACUCCUGGAGGACUGGCUAACCAAAGUACAAACUCACAAUGCUGGAAACACAAAUCAAGAUAUCAUACCAACUUUUCAACUGUUUAACAAUGGCAAUAGUGAAGAGAAACAAACGUUAUCUAAAGAAGAAUCAUUUCAUUUCAGAAUGACUGUAAAGAGUCUGUUGAGUUCAAUCAAGAAUGUUAGGGUGGAGAAACGAUAUUACUAUGAAGACAUGUUGGAGCAGAUGCUGCCGACGUUGACUGAUUACGUCGAGUUGAUAUUCAAUCAUUUGGAAGAUGCCUACACGGUGAAGCAGCUUCUAAAGGUGUUGUCGAUGAUAGACAUCACUGGCGAUGAAGUCGGUCGUAGCAAUUGUAUUACAUUCCUUAUAGAGCUGAUCAAGAAGAUAGCUAUCGAUAGGGAACUACUCGAACUCUCUAUGCUAUCACUCUCGAAAUUCUACCAUGUUGAACGUGAUUUUAUUGUGACGAUGGUUGAGAUUCUCUCGGAUAUGAUCGAUCCGCUCGAGGAGGACGACCUCACCAAGCGGUUGGCAAUAUUUGAGCGCAACCUAAAGAGAAUCGGUACAAAGUCUGCUACGGAAGCUGCCAAGAUCAGCAGUGCCAUCGAAUCGAUCAAGCUGGAGAUCAAAGAGAAACAAACCGAUACUCUUACCAAGUGUUCCAUCAUAACACACUACCUACUGCUCAAAGCCAAGAAGUGUUCGAAUUCCACCGACAUUGAUUCACUGUUGGAGCUUAUCAUACUACCGUCGGUUCAGCACCACAGUCCAGAGCUAAGAGCAUUGGGAUUUCAGAAUCUAGGCAUCUAUUGUCUGCAUAGAAAGAAUCAAGUUAAUCUAUAUUUGGAUUUGAUUUCCACUGCUCUGGAAAACGAUAUUCAUCAAGUGCAACUCGUUGUUCUCAAGGUUAGCUUUGAUAUAUUGUUGGUGUAUGGUUCACCCAAUAAGAUACCAAAGUCAAUGUUGCCUCUCUACAAUCUGACGAGAAAGAUAUCUUCACUGUCGAGCAAGCUAGAUCUCAAGUUGAUAUCGAUCGAAGGAUUUGUAAAGCUGCUGUACUCUGGCAUCGUUAGAGACUCAAAGAUAUUGGUGUUCCUCUUCCUUGAGUUGUUCUCUACGUCCACCAAAGAUCUCGUUGAGAUACGUCGAUGUCUGACACUCUUCUUCCAGGCAUACAUACAAGACAGCCGAGAGAACAAGAAGAUGCUAUUCCACGAGACCAUCAACAUACUCCGAUCGGUAUCACAAAACAUCUCCAACUCUGCAUACUCUGAAACCAACAUAUUGGAAGUUGGAAAAUUCCUAUUAUCAUUAUUAGAGAAGCCGGUAUCAACAACAACAACAACAACAACAACAAGCAACAACAUCAGUAAUACAGAUAAUAAUAAUGAUGAGAAUGAUUCAUUUAAAGAAGAAGAUGUUCAUCCAUUGUUAUCGAUGAUGAUUUGUCAGGAGUUGAUAUCUUGUUUUAGAGGUGAUGAUACGAAAGAGUUGACAAAAGUGCUUACACUAUUCAAGUUUGACAAGGAGAAACACCUGUCACAGCUGUUGGAAAUCAAAGAGAUACUACAAAAGGUUACUACCGCAUACACAGAUCCCAACAUCGAUAAGUUCCAACAGAUUCUUGACAGUCAUCUACCGACUAUGCAUCAAAGUGGAUAUCUUGUUCAACAUAGAGCUGGUGCUGCAACUCAAUCCGGUGCAAUAGACUUUAAUUCUCCUUCAUUCUUUACAUUCAACGAUAAUAAUAAUAAUAAUAGUAUUCAUAAUUCAAACAAUACUAAAUCAGCAGCAAAUAAUAAUAACAAUAAUAACAGUCUUCAAGUAGAAUCUACAGAUAAGAAUAAGAAACCUACGGCAUCACAAUACUCAAAGGUAACAAACACGAAGUUACCAUUCGAUUUCGAUACGAUCAAAUCAUUCUUUGAAAAACAAAAGCAGUACCUAAACACCACUGAAUACAUUGACAAGACCGUUGUAGUAAAGGAUCCACCAUUAAAGAAGUCUAAAUUCACCUAUGGUCCAACCAAAGCAUCUGCGCCUGCAUCUACCUCCACUUCAAAUACUUUGACAACCAACCUCACUACUGCCAAUAUCAACAAACCGAAUCCUAACAUUGUCAACAACAUCAAACCAACAACAAAAAAUUUAUCAUUAUCAUCAACAUCAACAUCAACAACAACAAAGAUUCAAACGACAACACUUAUCAACAAUAAUAACAAUAGUAGUAAAAAUAAUAAUAAUAGCACAAGAGAUGGUAAUAGUGAUAAAAAUAUAUGUAUAAAAGACAAUAAUAUUGUAAAUAAUGUAAAUAAUGAUAAUAAUAGUAGUGUAAAUGCAAAGGUAGAUAGUAUUAUAAAAGAUAAAGAUAGUAUGUACAAAGGUAUGGUUGUUAGCAAUGAUGGUGUAAUUCUGACGAAAAAUGUGGAUGUUCGUCAUCAAAUUACUAAAAAUAGUGAUGUGGUGAACAAUGAAAACAAUGUAUCAGAUGAUCCUAUGACAUAUAACAAUAACACAACUCAAGUUAAUCGUCAGAUCCAAUCAAUUUUAAAGAAGAGACCACACAAUGAAAUUGUUUCAACAACAUCAACAACCGAUAACAACAAGAUAGAUAUGGAUACAACAACAACAGCAACAACUAAAGAAAAUAAAAAAAUUGCUAAACAUUUGGAAUCAAGUAUUGAAGAUUCAUCUAUCAUUCAAAUUGGUGAGACAGAGAUUUCAUCGAUCGUACCAAAUGUAGAUGUUGAUCAACUCAAGUUGAAACUUGACGGUAAAGACUUGUCCAAGUUCAAAGAUCAAGUAAGACGUUUCCUCGAGGAGACACCUUCCAUCCGUAGCUCUGUAGCUGGUCUUCCAUCUGCUGAGUACAGAGAAUUGGUAUUACAACAAAUCAAAGAUCUUUCAAAGAGUGGACUAUUCAAUAUUACUGAUAUUAGAGAUGGCGUUGAAAAGACAUGUGGAUUGAUGGAGAUAUUGAGUUCCUAUAAUAAUAAUAUUACAACCAAGUUGGGUGUUCACUACAGUCUGUUUGGUGGUACCGUUUUGUUGUUGGGUACUCAGCGUCACGAGAAGUACAUUGAGCCGGCCAACAAGUUGGAUAUUGUCGGUUGUUUCUCGAUGACCGAAGUCGGACACGGUAGUAAUGUUCGUGGUAUUGAAACCACAGCUACCUACGAUGCCGCCACCAAGGAGUUCAUCAUCAACACACCGACUCCAUCGUCACAGAAGUUCUGGAUUGGUGGUGCCUAUUUGCACGCACACUUCACCACGGUGUUUGCACGUCUCAUUCUCAACAAGAAGGAUCAUGGUGUUCAUGCAUUCGUAGUGCCCAUCCGUGACAUCAAAACAAUGAAGACAUUCCCAGGAAUAACAAUCAAGGAUUGCGGUCCAAAGCUAGGUCUCAACGGUAUUGACAAUGGUCAUCUUAGAUUCGAUCACGUUCGUAUUCCACGUGAGAACCUCCUCAACAAAUACAGCGAUGUCACCGAAGACGGUCAAUACAAGAGUCAAUUCCAAACACCAAUCAAAAAUUUCGCUGCAACGAUGGCUCCAUUUUUGGGUGGUAGAAAUACAGCAGGUGCAAUUCAUACAUGUUUGACAAUUGCAAUUAGAUAUGCACACUAUCGUUGUCAAUUCGGUCCAAAUUCAAACGUUGAAUUACCAUUGAUUUCUAUUCCAAGUCAUCAAAGAAGAUUGAUCAUUCCAUUGGCAAGAACCAUCACAAUGGAUCUUUAUUUACAAACUCUUGCAACUCAAAUCAAAUCAAUGAAACCUGCAUUACAUGCUCAUUGUGCAGGUAUUAAAGCAGUGUAUUCAUGGCAUGGUAUUGCAACGAUGCAAGUUUGUAGAGAAUCGUGCGGUGGACAAGGUUAUAGAUCGGAGAAUAAGAUUGCCGAGUUCAAGUCGGAUUGUGAUAUCAAUGUUACCUACGAAGGUGACAACACUGUGUUGAUGCAACAGGUUGCCAACUCGAUUCCAUGGGCUAUCAAGGCGGCACACGCUCACAUGGAGUAUGUAAUUCUAGAGAAUGCAGUGAAAUCGAUGAGUGCCGAUUCGGUUGCACCGAUUGCACACCUCGUACUUCUCGAUACACUCGCCAAGAUCGAAGAUGACUUGGGUUGGUUCGUCACCCACUCUUACAUCUCACCGGAAGUCGCCAAGUCCGUCUCCUACUUGGUAAUGGAUCUCUGUGAACAACUAUCAAGACAAUCAUUAGCAAUAGUCAAAGCAUUUGAUAUUCCCAAAAAUAAUAGUAAUAAUAAUAAUGAAAUUUUAAAUGAAAAUAAAGAUUUAGAUAUAGAGUCAGAGAGUAAUUCAACUUUAAAUAAUAUAAAUUCAACAACAAGCUCAUCAAACGAAAGUGAUAACAAUCACGAUGUAAAUAACAAUGAAAAUAGUGUUAAAAUGAAUAUCGAAGACGAAGAUGAGAUGAUUGCUGACAGUAUCGAUGACAGUGAUGAAUUGAUGAGUAAUCAAAUAGAUUCAUAUGAUAUAGAUGAAGAUUAUUAUGAUGAUAAUGAUAAUGAUGAUAAUGACAAUCAAGAAUAUAAUCAUGAUUAUCAUAUAGAUGAUGCAAAUAAUAAUAACAAUAACAACAUUAAUAAUAAUAAUAAUAAUCGAUUCUUUACUGGUGGUGCAUUACCAAAUGGUCAAAAUCUAUUGUUGGAUCUUGCUGAUAUCUUUGGUGGAGAAGGUAACUAUCGUCAGUUGGUAGAUGGAUUCUUUGGUACUGCUGCAUCUCAUGAAACAAACAACAACAAUAAUGAUAAUCAAAAUGACAAUGAUGGUGAUGAUGAUGAUGAUGAUGGGGAUGGAGAUGGAUCUGCUAUUGAUCAUACUCGUGGUGUGUUUCGAUCGCUCGAGAGAGAUCUUCGUGGAUUCCUCAACUCGAUUAGCAAGGUGGCACAACGAAGACAAGAUGAGAUAUCCAGACUCAAGGAAUACGGUCAUCCAGAGUUCACCUUCCAAUCGUAUCGCAACGCUCUUUCCAGCAGCGUCGAGACAACCAAGGACAUCAAUCUAAUGGUACAACGAUUCGCCAAUCUAAGCGAUCCACUCAUCAAACUAUUUGGUAAAGAUAAAUUCAAAUUCCCAUUCUGUCAACAUGCAGCAGCAGUGACAGAGUCUGAACAACUAGCCAGUGGUGUUGGUGGUGUCAGCAGUGAGAACCUACUUUCAAUACCUGAAGACAGUCCCAUCACUACGAUAUUAAAAGAGAUACUUCAGAAACCAGAGAUACUCAAUCUAGUCAAAACGGUAAUCGUAACGAUGAUGGGUAAUCGUUUGUUCAAGAUUGUAUUCUGCGAUGAGUAUCUCAAGUUCUAUCCGGAUCUUUCACUUCAAUCAGAUCGUGAUGCAAUGGUUAUCAUUUCAUCGAUUAGUUGUCAAAUGUUUGAAAUACCUUCUAUUAUCAUACCGUUCUGUACUGGUUAUUCCACAAAGAAUAUCUUAUCAGAGAUUCUAUCUGUUUUUAAAACAUUGUUAAAAGAUAAAGAACAUUAUGAUUUUGAUGUACCAAGUCAACGUACAAUUUUCGAUCAACAACUAUUGGCACAUCAAGAUUUCUUUUAUAUUUCAAGUUAUUUCAAACAUGCAAAAAUCACAGACUAUGUAUAUAAGAACGAUGAUAUCAUCAAUCAACUGCUUUUGAUAUUAGAUGAAAUUCAAGAGAUUACUCCCAUUCGCAGAAUACUAGACAAACCACUAGAGUACGAGCUUCCAAUCAUCAACUCUGUUGUCUCCAUGGAAACUCAAUCAAUGCAAGGUAUUGGUACUUUCUUACAAUCUUUAAAUAAAUCUAAACGUAAUUAUUUAUUACCAUCAAAUGAUUUAUUCCAUGCUAUUGAUACAGUAUCUAUACAUUGUCCAUUGAAUAGAAUAUUUGGAAUAUUCGUAUUGAAUGCAUUGAAUAGUGGUGUAGAUUACUCGUUGCCAGCGAUUAAAUCGAUGGUCAAUCUAGAACAAUUGCUGUACAUUGCCAAUGAAGCGAUUCUUCCAAAUAUUCUCAUGGCACAACAUAGAAAUGGAUUUUGGGAGAAGAAUAUGAAUAUCAACGAUGUCAAAUCCUACUACUCAUGGUCUCUUAUGUGGGUAGAUCUUUUCACCAUCCAAUAUUGUUCGAUUUUAUUGGGUCCAAAUUACUUUUUAAACUUUUUGAUUAGCAGUUUCACUUCAAAUUUUAAAUAUUCUGAUGAAUAUCCAUUUUGUUUACAAGAUUUAUUAAGAUUCCUUAUAUCUAUUUUACAGUUGCGAGUAUCACCAAAGUAUUCACCUGAAGAUGCACGAUAUCAUAUCAUCCAAGGUUUGACAACCAAUAACAAUACACAUGCUUUGUUAAGUAAUGUUCGUAGGGAGUUGUAUUACAGUGAUUUUGUUGAAGAUGUUAUCCAAGAGGUGUCGGAACCAACCAACGAUAAGAAGCUACAACUCAAGCAACAAUACUGGGAUCGCUACGACUACUACUAUCCUUACCACUAUUGCGUUGGUGACUCUCUGACAUUCAUGUCGUUGCAAACCUAUCAUGCACAUCUCAAGAAGAUAAAGUAUCCAAUUGAAGAUUCAUUCCCUCUGCCCUCGGUAGUGGAACCACUCCAUGCGAACCUAGAGGCUGUCAACGACAUCUAUGACGAGCCACUACUCUAUCAUCUUGCAUUUUGCACACUGCUCGCAUUCGUACAUCCCAACUGUAGAUUGCAAACACAAUUCCCAUUGUCUGAUUUCAUCAACUCUGACAAGUUCAUACCGAAGGAGGACGAAACUCAGUUGGAUGACAGCGUCAAUCACAUACUCUAUCUCAUGGUAAUGGCAAUGCGUCACUUCAAGGCAAAGACAUUCUCUUCGUUCUCACCAGAAGAACAAGACUCACUGCGACAGUCGAUCAAGUGUUAUCUGUCACACGGUAGCUUUGACAACAUGGUAAAGACCAAAAAGUCGAUUUCCCUCUUGAAUAUUCUACGUCCGUACGAGAUUCGUAAGGUGAUCUGCGAUGACAAUGGUAAUCCUACCAGUUUGGCAUAUCCAUCGAUGAAUAUACUCGAUCUUGUGACCGACCUCUUUGAGACUAUCGACACUGACAACCGCUACGUCGAGAAGAAGAACUUGAUCUCCAACUUGCUCAUCAUGAUCAACGAGUUUGAUGAGAAUCUCUCGCAAUACUUUAGCGAUCGAAAGAUGUCGAUCGAAGAGAUCAUCAACAAACAGAACGAGAACGAAGCCAAAGUCAAAAAGGAGGAGGCUCUUCAAAGACAAAAAGCGAUUCGUGAGAAGAUGAUGCAGCAACAACUUCAGUUCCUAAAGUCAAAUAAAUCGAUGUUGGAGGACUACGAAGACGACGACGACAACCAACUGGCAGAUUCCGACAACAAUUUGAUAUGUGUUGCUUGCAAGGAAGGAGCUCGUCCCGGCUCCGAUCCACUCUGUGCAAUCGGUCGUUGCGAAGGUUUCGGCAUCAAGUCGACGUCCGAUCGUCAAACCAUCCAACACUACUACGAGAAGAGCAUCAGUUCCGAUGUCGACCAAGAGCUAUCAUCGAUCGGUGGAUCAUUCAUUGUCAACCAGAUCGAGAAUCUCAAAGUCGAUGAAAUCCUCAAACUCUUCCAAACCAGUAUUCCCAUAAACAUUCGUUGUUGUGACCAUCUCAUUCACAAAUCCUGUCUGGAGAACUUUGUCAAUGGUUGGAUCGGUGGCGGAUAUCCAUGUCCUCUUUGCAAUAGGACAGCCAAUCUGCUGUUGGCCAUCGACAACAAGAGCACCUCGGAGACAACCAUUUCCUCGGGAAUGAUACUUCCAUUACUCUCAACGGAUACCACCUACCACAACAGUCCUACCGAUCUCAACCAGAGCUCAGUUCAGCAAUUCCUCUGGAAGUAUCCACUGACCAACAUUGAAACACUCGAGAUUACCUCGCGUUCCAACAAGAACUUCAACGACGACGGUCAACCUUACUUUGUAUACAAUGAAACCGAUUUCCAGAAGCGUCUGAAAACACUACGUCUUGUCUAUUUCAACAUUAUGUCGUCGGCGGCCAGAGAAACCAACGAUAGCUCAAUCGACUUGUUCCAAGGUAGAUACAUCAACUACGAUCCAUUCAUUCUCGCCACAUUCUCCUACUAUCUCAACAGAGACUCUGAUCCAAAGAUUCACAUCAAGCGUGCCUACGAACGAUUGAUAUUCUUUGUCUUUGGUAACUUUAUCGAUAGAAUAGUUGACUAUGCAUCAAGCAGUUCCAAGUCAACUCUUAACAACUACACCAAGUAUAUGCAAAUGUUGGUGUCACACCUGACAGAGAACACUCUGCCUAGCGAUCCUAGCGACCAGGAAACUCUCCGCAAACUGAUGCGCACCAUCGAAAGAGCAGUUAAACCAUUCAUUAGAAAGGCAUUCUUAUUUGACCAUUGUCUAUCCACCAGUUUUGAUACUCCAAUAGUCACUAGAAAUGAGCAUUCGCCUGUUACUCUCCAGACCUUCUCGGAUAUCGAUUAUCUCUUGCAAGAGCUUGAUCUUCCCAGUUGGAAGGAUGCACUUCUCAACCCAAUCUAUCAAGAGAAAGACUAUACAUCACUACUCAUUCGUAACACCGUUGGAUUCUGCUUACCUUCAAAACUACCAAAGUUUAUUAAAUUACCAGAUGAUUUUGUUUAUUUCUUGGUUGAAAAUAUUAGUAAAUCAUGUGUAGGAGAAUGCAAUCAAUUACCAAAGGGUGUCUGUAUUCAUUGUGGAACAGUAGUAUGCUAUAACGAUUGUUGUAGAAAUGAAUUGUUGGCACAUAAUCACAGAUGUCAACAUGGACUUGGACUCUUUUUGGAUGUAUGCAACCCCGUUCUCUCUGUGUAUUGCGCAAAUACCGAAUCAGAUAAGAUCGAUAUCUAUUUCGAUAAGUUUGGUGAACCAAGUGCUAAAGCUAAACCAGGUCUCAAGCUUAACAUGGCUGCACUCAGAGAUCUCUAUAUAACAUGGUUGAAAGGAACUCUACAUGAAAAGCUAAAUAUUUCAUAUGAAUAUUCGUGUUCAUUUACAAAGACACCUUACUCUUUAAGUUGA